Molecule: messenger RNA, 1885 nt
Organism: Leopardus geoffroyi (Geoffroy's cat)
Lineage: Eukaryota; Metazoa; Chordata; Mammalia; Carnivora; Felidae
Gene: EEF1A1
Product: eukaryotic translation elongation factor 1 alpha 1
Exons: 8
Coding region: 203-1591 (462 amino acids)
Biological process (GO): translational elongation; translation
Molecular function (GO): GTP binding; GTPase activity; translation elongation factor activity
Source: RefSeq, a predicted model, not a curated record
GGACCUUCGAGAGGACCAGGCUAAAGCCUGGAGGUUUACUGCCGAGGGAAGGCAUACUCCAAUGUCUACAUCACCUUUACAAUUUAAACCAGGAACGGCAGAAGGAAUAUUCCGCACAUCCCGGCCCGGCCGCCUUCUGGCCGCCCCACCCCCCAGCUGGAGCCGAAAGUGUCGUGAAAACCACCGCUAAACCUAAACCAAAAUGGGAAAGGAAAAGACUCAUAUCAACAUCGUCGUCAUUGGACACGUAGAUUCGGGCAAGUCUACCACUACUGGUCAUCUGAUCUACAAAUGUGGUGGGAUCGACAAAAGAACUAUCGAAAAAUUCGAGAAGGAGGCUGCUGAGAUGGGAAAGGGCUCCUUCAAGUAUGCCUGGGUCUUGGAUAAACUGAAAGCCGAACGUGAACGUGGUAUCACCAUUGAUAUCUCCCUGUGGAAAUUCGAGACCAGCAAGUACUAUGUGACCAUCAUUGAUGCCCCAGGACACAGAGACUUUAUCAAAAAUAUGAUUACGGGCACAUCUCAGGCUGACUGUGCUGUCCUGAUCGUUGCUGCUGGUGUUGGCGAAUUUGAAGCAGGUAUCUCCAAGAAUGGGCAGACCCGUGAGCAUGCCCUUCUGGCUUACACACUGGGUGUAAAACAACUUAUUGUCGGUGUUAACAAAAUGGAUUCCACUGAGCCACCCUACAGCCAGAAGAGAUACGAGGAAAUCGUUAAGGAAGUCAGCACCUACAUUAAGAAAAUUGGCUACAACCCCGACACCGUAGCAUUUGUGCCAAUUUCUGGUUGGAAUGGUGACAACAUGCUGGAGCCAAGUGCUAAUAUGCCUUGGUUCAAGGGAUGGAAAGUCACCCGUAAAGAUGGCAAUGCCAGUGGAACCACACUGCUUGAAGCUCUGGAUUGCAUUCUGCCACCUACUCGUCCAACUGACAAGCCCUUGCGUCUGCCCCUCCAGGAUGUCUACAAAAUUGGUGGUAUUGGUACUGUCCCUGUGGGUCGAGUGGAGACCGGUGUUCUUAAGCCAGGCAUGGUGGUCACUUUCGCUCCAGUCAAUGUUACAACUGAAGUAAAGUCUGUUGAAAUGCACCAUGAAGCUUUGAGUGAGGCUCUACCUGGGGACAACGUGGGCUUCAACGUCAAGAACGUAUCUGUCAAAGAUGUUCGUCGUGGCAAUGUGGCUGGUGAUAGCAAAAAUGACCCACCAAUGGAAGCAGCUGGCUUCACAGCUCAGGUGAUUAUCCUGAACCAUCCAGGCCAAAUCAGUGCCGGAUAUGCACCUGUGCUGGACUGUCACACAGCUCACAUUGCCUGCAAGUUUGCUGAGCUGAAAGAGAAGAUUGACCGUCGUUCUGGAAAAAAGCUGGAAGAUGGUCCCAAGUUCUUAAAAUCUGGUGAUGCUGCCAUCGUUGAUAUGGUUCCUGGCAAGCCCAUGUGUGUUGAGAGCUUCUCUGACUAUCCUCCUCUGGGCCGUUUUGCUGUUCGUGACAUGAGACAGACGGUUGCUGUGGGUGUCAUCAAAGCAGUGGACAAGAAGGCAGCUGGAGCUGGCAAGGUCACCAAGUCUGCCCAGAAAGCUCAGAAGGCUAAAUGAAUAUUAUCCCCAAUACCUGCCACCCCAGUCUUAAUCAGUGGUGGAAGAACGGUCUCAGAACUGUUUGUGUCAAUUGGCCAUUUAAGUUUAAUAGUAAAAGACUGGUUAAUGAUAACAAUGCAUCGUAAAACCUUCAGAAGGAAAGGAGAAUGUUUUGUGGACCAUUUGUUUUUUUUGUGUGUGGCAGUUUUAAGUUAUUAGUUUUUAAAAUCAGUACUUUUUAAUGGAAACAACUUUGACCAAAAAUCUGUCACAGAAUUUUGAGACCCAUUAAAACAAAAGUUUAAUGAGAAA